Messenger RNA from Emiliania huxleyi CCMP1516, 270 nucleotides. RefSeq lists its product as hypothetical. NCBI's taxonomy places the organism in Eukaryota, Haptophyta, Isochrysidales, Noelaerhabdaceae. Gene Ontology annotation, molecular function: DNA-binding transcription factor activity, RNA polymerase II-specific; RNA polymerase II cis-regulatory region sequence-specific DNA binding. The annotation marks the transcript as partial. Gene Ontology annotation, biological process: regulation of DNA-templated transcription. Gene Ontology annotation, cellular component: nucleus. The transcript has a single exon. The record is from RefSeq and is a predicted model, not a curated record.
CUCAAGCGCCUCGUGGCCGCUCACGGCGUGAAGAACUGGGCGCAGAUCGCGACGGAGCUCCACAUGCGCAACGGCAAGCAGUGCCGCGAGCGAUGGCGCAACCACCUGAGGCCGGAGCUCAACAAGGGCGACUGGACGCAGGAUGAGGAUGUUACGAUCUGGAGCCGCGUGCAGCAGCUCGGCACCAAGUGGGCGCAGAUCUCGGAGCUGUACAUGCCGCUGCGGACCGACAACGACAUCAAGAACCGGUGGAACUCGAUCAUCCGCAAG